UGAUGAUAAUGAUGAUAAUAAUGGCGAUGGUACUAUGGAUUAUGAUCAUGAUAGCAGCAAUGGCAAAGAUGAUGAUGAUAAUGACGUUAACAAAGAUGUAGAUGAUGAUAUCAAUAAUGAAGACGAUAAUAUUGACGAUAAUGAUGAUGAUGAUUAUAAUGAAGAUGAUUAUAUGGAUUCUUUCAAUUAUAUGGACGAUGAUAUUUAUUGCCUGAAUUAUUUUCUUAAGAACUAUGAUUCUUUUGAUAGCGGCAACAACGUUAAUAAUGACAUGAACGAUACAAACACAGAUGAUGAUACAGACGAAUAUUCCAGUGAUUAUAGUAUAAGUAUGGACAUAAUGAUGUAUUUAAUGACAGAUCCCUUCGGCGAGCUUGAUAUUUAA
Molecule: messenger RNA, 385 nt
Organism: Adineta steineri
Lineage: Eukaryota; Metazoa; Rotifera; Eurotatoria; Adinetida; Adinetidae
Source: the annotation of a GenBank genome assembly